UCAGGCUCAGGGGGCCGCGACUAGCUCCUGAGAGGGAAUUAGGUCAACUGAGCGGUGGUGGCAGGCUGCGGGGCCGUUUCUUCAGACGAAAAACUGCACUAAGUCCUUCUCUAACGUGAAAAACAGGACUCGGUUAUUGUGCUCAGAUGCGUGUUAUCUGGCUGCUGCGAAUGAGCUUUUCCAGCGUGGGCCCGGGCUGAAGUGUCAAGUCGGAUUUUCUGCUAACAGCGAGAAAGAUAGCAGUGUAAACAAGGAUGAAGAGGAUGAAAGGAGGUGAGGAGGACAGCAGUGGCUCUCCCAGUGAGAGAACACCGGAGGCUUGUAAGAAGGUGCGAAAGCAGGUGGACGAGGAUUCGGAGACAGCCGAAGCCAGUGAGUCGUCAGAGUGUAAGUGGGCACGACUGCCUCAGGAGCUCCUGCUCCACAUCUUCCAGUACCUCCCUCUGCUGGACCGGGCUUAUGCCUCUCAGGUGUGCCGUGGGUGGAACCAGGCUUUCCACAUGCCCGAGCUGUGGAGAUGCUUCGAGUUUGAGCUUAACCAGCCGGCCAGCUCUUACCUGAAAGCCACACAUCCAGACCUCAUCAAACAGAUUAUAAAGAGGCACUCCAACCACCUGCAGUACGUCAGCUUCAAGGUGGACAGCAGUAUGGAGUCUGCAGAGGCAGCAUGUGACAUUCUUUCACAGUUGGUGAACUGCUCACUGAAGACGUUGGGGCUCAUCUCUACAGCCAGGCCCAGUUUCAUGGAGGUUCCAAAGUCUCAUUUCAUCUCGGCUCUGACUGUGGUGUUCGUCAACUCCAAAUCGUUGUCUUCGCUCAAGAUCGACGACACACCAGUAGAUGAUCCAUCCCUGAAGGUGCUGGUGGCCAACAACAGCGACACUCUGAAACUGCUGAAGAUGAGCAGCUGUCCUCACGUCUCCCCAGCAGGGAUCCUGUGUGUGGCAGAUCAGUGUCACGGGCUGAGGGAGCUGGCACUGAACUACCACCUUCUGAGCGAUGAACUCCUGCUGGCCCUCUCCUCUGAGAAACACGUCCACCUGGAGCACUUGCGUAUUGAUGUUGUGAGUGAGAACCCAGGCCAGCACUUCCACACCAUCAAGAAGAGCAGCUGGGACGCCAUGGUGCGGCACUCGCCCAAAUUCAACCUGGUCAUGUACUUCUUCCUCUAUGAGGAUGAGUUCGGCCCUUUCUUCAAUGAGGAGAUCCCCGUCACACACCUCUACUUCGGCCGCUCGGUCAGCAAGGAGGUCUUGGGCCGAGUUGGCCUCCACUGCCCCCGUCUGGUGGAGCUGGUAGUGUGCGCCAAUGGCCUGCGUCCUCUGGACGAGGAGCUCAUCCGCAUUGCGAAGCACUGCACCCAGCUGUCAGCCAUCGGCCUGGGUGAGUGCGAGGUUUCCUGCAGCGCCUUUGUGGAAUUUGUGAAGAUGUGUGGCCACAGGCUGUCUCAGCUGUCCAUCAUGGAGGAGGUGCUGAUUCCAGAUCACAAGUACUCCCUGGAUGAGAUCCACUGGGAGGUUUCUAAGCACCUGGGCCGUGUCUGGUUUCCAGACAUGAUGCCAACCUGGUAAAGAACAGCCAGAAAUCACACAGAGUUCAGUGUUUCAAAUUUGAGGCGAAAAACAUUCAUGACUCCUUGUGUGCGUUAAAAAAGUCUUUAAAUGCUCAGCAGAAGUUGAAUGUUUUGGUAGCAACAUGGAGAGCAUGAACUUACUGAACUGCGUGGAGUGUGAGGGCAGGGAUGUGAUGUGGCACCUAACUGCUACACAAUGUUAUCAUGUCAUGCAAACACCACAAAACUCUCUGCCUGUUAUCUUCCACGUGGACUGUAAAAACCUGCUUUGCAGAAUCCGGAGACAGAACUCACCAGGCUGGCUUCUUCACACUUUGAACUAUCAACACACAGACCAUUGCAGGUGGAAACAUUAGACAAAAGCAAUGUUUUUAUAACUGGCAAAUUGAGUUAUGUGGACAUUGUAGCCUGGUCAUGAUUAUCUAUAGUGUGUGUGUGUGUGUGUGUGUGUGUGUGUGUGUGUGUGUGUGUGUGUGUGUGUGUGUGUGUGUGUGUGUGUGUGUGUGUGUGUGUGUGUGUGUGUGUGUGUGUGUGUGUGUGUGUGUGUGUGUGUGUUCAAUGUUUUUUAACAUUGUGGAGUAAUUGAAAUGAUUAGGCGCACAAAUACAUGUAUCACUACCACUUAGCCUACUUAAAUCCAGUCUGAGAUAGUAGCUCUGCACUCUGUCACACAGUAUGGCAUCAGAGGUAUUUGUAUAGUUAUGAGACAGAAGGUUUUUUGUCAGGUGUAGUCAAGGCGGGUAUUCACUAAGUUUGAAGAACAGGGGCUGGGUCCUACACCUCAUUUUGAACUAAUGUAAAACAUAGGAGCAGUUAUGUUGCCCUGAGCUCAAUCUCACAUCCGCGAAGAAAACAUGACUGCUAAAAAUGUUGGAAGUUGGUCAGGAGAGAAAGAGAAAUAUGUAUAUAAGUCUAUAUUUGUGACGUGAAGGUAUACAGUGUUGAUUAAUGAUUUCUUUCUUCUUUUUUUCUGCAUCAAAUUAACACAUUUAUUUUAAAUAUAAUUUCUGCACAGGUAUAGAUAUCCUAAGCACCUUACAUGAAUACCAAAUGCUAGUCAGGACAAACAGAGGCUUUGUGUUUUUGGGUGUCUAAACAUCCAAAUGAAAGCAAAGAAACAUCAAAAUACUCCAAUAUAUCAUAGUUGGACCCAAAUUAUAGUGCUGAUUAUUACAGCUGUACUGCGGCUCUGUUGAAUCAGAGACUGAGGACAGUUUAUUGAAGAAAAAACCAGUCAGAUAAAUAAUUGUAUAUAAAUAUAGUAUAUAGUGCAGAGAAAUUUUAUGAGAUAGAUAUCGGUAAGUCUCCAACCUUCAUCCUCAGAUUGCUUUAUAAUCAUUCAGCAAUAGGCUAGUCUCUGUGGCUGUUAGCUUGUCAUGCGUGCUGGGAAUGCAAAACUAAUCCUUUGUGUGGCUCAGGUGCAUUCAGUAAAUAUUUCCUAUAUAGGUUUCAUUUGUAUCUUCUACUAUUUGCCUGUUCAAGCUCUAAACCUCGGUCCUGUCGUGAAUAUCUGCCCUCUUAUUAGCCCACGUUUGCUCUGUAUUGUGUCAUCUCAUCGUACACGCAGGAGAGGAACAGUGUUCAUCGUGUCACUACAAGCAUCGACUUUGCAGAUAACGCUAGCACAACUGUCCCGAAACAACAACAACAACAAACCCACCCAUUCAUUUCAGUUCAAAAGAGAUUUGGCAAGUCAGAUGAGUGAAACACAUUUUUUUUCCUUUAAGAAGGAAGUCAAAUGCAUCUGUAUAUAAAACGCUGUGUGUUUGAUUAUUAUUGUGAAUAGAAAUGUACUUAUUUCUUUAUUUCACCCUCUGUCAGGGUUUGAAGUUUCCUUAACCGACAGCUCGUGUCUUUUAUAAACCAGAUUGCGAGUUAUCCUUUGCUAGAUGGAUCUUUUUCAUACUGUACUCAUUAGAGAAAAUAAGCUGUGUAAUUUAUUGAUAUGGAUAUAGCUUUUGUAAUUAAUUUGUGUUUUCCGGUAAUACAAAAGAAGCAAGAAUCAUUUUAAAAAACCAGCAAGCAGACCAGCAGUGAGAUUUUAGUUUUGACACUUCCACCCCACUCUUGAUGGUUUUGUUGCACACAGGAGGGUCCAAAAGUCUUAAAUUCACUACAACAAACUUUUAAGAAUUUACCAACACACUGGAGCUAUUUUAAGUCAUUUGCAAAAUUACUAAGCAAAACUUUAAGUGAUCACACUCCAGUUUGUCAGUUUAACCCUGCACACAGUUCUGCAGAUGAAUGCCACAGUGUUUUUUGUUAAAUUGUGUGAAAGGGAUAAUUUGCCAGCGUGACGAUGACACUAAAAAAUACACUUAAGUUUUGCUUCACUUGCUUGAAUUUCAGGGAAGAGAAAGGAGUGCUUUCCCCUCCAGUCACCAGAUGUGAGCCCUGCUGAUCAUCAUUUUGAAAACAGAUUUGUAAAAAUUAAGGCAAUAAGAAGGUAACCAAAUUAUGAGCAAGUGUGACCAUUUUGUGUCAGUAUGUUAUUAAAAACUAUGUAAUUAUGUUAGAGAAUAAUAAUUUGUGUAUUUUCAGUUGUCAUUAGUGGACAAACUUUUGGACAAUCCUGCAUGUGUUUUAUUUUCCCGCCAUUCUUUCUUCCUUUUAUCAUUUCUUCCGUAUAUGUCACGUUAGAUAUUUCAUGCAGCCAAACAGGAAUGUCGACUAAAACUGAGUCGCUUUUUUCAGGAAGUGCAAACGCUAACAUUUAGUAGUAUUGGUCUCUUAUUACUCUGAUUACUCUCAUUAACAUAUCUCCUGAUUAUUUUUCAUGAUUUUUGCUGUGGAUAAAACCGUUGCCGUGACAACAGCUCUGAAGUGAAAGUUCUUCAGCUUCUUUCAACUUUUUGAAGGCAGUCAGUGUCUCAAAACUCAUUUACAGCACUUUGUUGUUGGUCUUUAUUGGCUUUAAUGUGAGAAUUCAGCCAGAUGAGUAAAACGUUUCACACAGAGGAAGAGGGAAAUGUAUUUAUCUUUCAUCAUUAAGAUGCCUCGUCAGUAAUUGUCAUUUUAACCUUGUUUGUUCAGAGUCCUCCGAUAAGUUUAUUAUGAGUAAACUUGUGUUGACAAUGCUGUCCUUUAGUUUUGCUUCCGUAUGGCAAUUGCUUUGUCUGCUUUGCUUUACUGGUCACCUGUCAUGAAAUUGUUUUUCGACAUGUGAUCUUAUACUGGUAAUAAAACAUUGUGAAUGUACUCUUCGUAUCUGUUAUCCCUGUUUUGUUUUGUUUUAAAGUGCAAUAAAUAAUA
Molecule: messenger RNA, 4825 nt
Organism: Scomber scombrus (Atlantic mackerel)
Lineage: Eukaryota; Metazoa; Chordata; Actinopteri; Scombriformes; Scombridae
Gene: fbxl3a
Product: F-box and leucine-rich repeat protein 3a
Exons: 5
Coding region: 255-1571 (438 amino acids)
Biological process (GO): SCF-dependent proteasomal ubiquitin-dependent protein catabolic process; G2/M transition of mitotic cell cycle; regulation of cell cycle
Cellular component (GO): nucleus; cytosol; SCF ubiquitin ligase complex
Molecular function (GO): protein binding
Source: RefSeq, a predicted model, not a curated record